CCGGCGCCGUUGGCUGCGGGCGCGGGCCGGGCCGCGGGGAUGGCGCGGAGCACGCUCUCGUCCCGCUUCCGCCGCCUCGACAUCGACCAGUACGACGAGAACCGCUUCGUGGAGGAGCCCGAGGAGGCGGCGGCGGCAGAGCCCGAUGCCAGCCCCGAGGUGGAAGCGCUGCUCAGGCAAGGAGAGGCGCUCCGGGCCUUCCACACCGCCAUCCGCAGCUCCCCGGGAAACACCAGGAACCCGGCCAUGAAGGAGCAGGCCCAGGGAACGAUGCUUAAAGUCCUCACAUCUUUUAAAAGCAGUGAAAUAGAACAAGCGGUGAAUUCCUUAGACAGAAAUGGUGUUGAUUUGUUAAUGAAGUACAUUUAUAAAGGAUUUGAAAAGCCAACAGAAAACAGCAGUGCAAUAUUACUUCAGUGGCAUGAAAAGGCACUGGCAGUAGGAGGCCUGGGCUCCAUAGUCAGAGUUCUCACUGCGAGAAAGACUCUGUAAAGACUGUUAACUUGGACAGAGGUGACGGUCAGGUUUGGACUCUGAAGAAGGAAUGAGCUGAAAUAACACUGGUCCAUCUUUACUAGAGAUUGCAAUCUACUGAAAUCCUACAGUAACCUCCUCUUGGAAUGCUUUUAACCGUAAAGGUGGGGGAAGAGUAAAGGUAUUCCUGCAUAUUCCGACUAUCGCAUAUAGGAGCCAAGACAUUCUCCUGCUCCCUUCUUUAACAGGCAGAGAGAAGGCACACUCCUGCCUCCUGUUACUGUAAGUGAACAGGUGUUUCAGAUGCUGCUUUAGCCAGGUGUGGUGAUAAAAGCUCCUGUGUGUCCUGCUUAGUCCAAGGUAGCAGCGUCUGGGCUGAGAUCCUGCAGCUGAGGGUGGGAGAAGGGCUGGUAGAACAGCGGCUUGGAACGCGUGGGCCAAGGACUCUUGGACUCUGGGGUUGGGUUAAUGUAAAGUGAAGUGCCUGCUGCAUCAAUAAACUUCUUGGAUCACAUGAGUUAAAUUUAUUUUCA
Messenger RNA from Hirundo rustica (Barn swallow), 1007 nucleotides. RefSeq names its product actin related protein 2/3 complex subunit 5 like (gene ARPC5L). Gene Ontology annotation, biological process: regulation of actin filament polymerization; cell migration; Arp2/3 complex-mediated actin nucleation. The transcript has 4 exons. Gene Ontology annotation, cellular component: cytoplasm; Arp2/3 protein complex; actin cytoskeleton. The record is from RefSeq and is a predicted model, not a curated record. Gene Ontology annotation, molecular function: actin filament binding. The coding region runs from base 40 to 492 and encodes 150 amino acids. Lineage: Eukaryota; Metazoa; Chordata; Aves; Passeriformes; Hirundinidae.